Molecule: messenger RNA, 1721 nt
Organism: Pseudo-nitzschia multistriata
Lineage: Eukaryota; Bacillariophyta; Bacillariophyceae; Bacillariales; Bacillariaceae
Source: the annotation of a GenBank genome assembly
GUCAUUUUCAUACGGUACCGUAUUUCGCUCCACCACCAUUUGCUAAUACUGCCAUACCCGAAAGGUUACAAACCCCAGAGGAAAACAAAAACAGAAGCCAACCAUGAAGUUCUCAGCUCUUGCUCUCACUGCUGCAACAUGCAUCGCUUCUGCUUCCGCGGAGUUUUUCAUCACCGAAAACUUCAACGAUGAUGUAAGGUUAGCCUGUCAGAGAAUGAGUUGUUGAUUCCGCUGUAAGCAGCGAGGUUUUCCGUGAAGAACACUAAGAACCUCGAUGAACUUCCAAAGAUUGCAAUCCUUAUGCAGUACUCCUCACGCUUGUUCACCUUUUCUCUCAAUUCCGCUUCCCUUAUGACGAAAUUUCGGCAACUAUAUAUUAUUGCAUCUCGAAAACUUGCGAUGUUAAAAAUGGACUGAUCGGAUUCUUAAAACUCGAAUGACGCCACUAAACUUCAAAACAAAAACGAUAGAGCUGGUCCAGCCGAUGGACAGUACCAACCAGCUGGAAACCAAAAGGAGAAAUGGGUGCAUGGAAGCACACCGCCGGUGAAUAUUACGGUGAUGCCGAUGACAAGGGCAUCCAAACUUCGGAAGAUGCUCGAUUUUAUGGUCUUUCUGCCAAGCUCGACAAACCAUUUGUUAGCGGUGACAAGCCCCUUGUGAUUCAAUAUUCUGUAAAGCAUGAACAAAACCUGGAUUGCGGAGGUGCCUACAUCAAACUCCUUCCCGGUGGAGACAAUUUCGAUGCUAAAUCCUUUGGUGGAGAUACCCCUUAUGCCGUCAUGUUUGGCCCCGACAUAUGUGGAAGCAACAAGAGGACGCACGCCAUUUUGCACGACUUUGAAAAGGAUGAUAAUCUCCUUAUCAAGAAGGAUGUUGGUACAGAAACCGACGAUUUGACCCACCUCUACACAUUGAUCGUCAGCCCUGACAACACCAUCGAAGUUCACGUCGACAACAAGUCGGUUAGAAAGGGUGCCCUCGACGACGAAUUUGACUUUUUGCUCGAAAAGAAGAUCAAGGAUCCCGACGCUAGCAAGCCCACAGACUGGGUAGACAACGCAAAAAUGCCUGAUCCUGAUUCCAAGAAGCCUGACGAUUGGGACGACCAACCCGAAGAAAUCGUAGACCCAGAUGCCAAGAAGCCGGAAGACUGGGACGACGAGGAUGAUGGUGAAUGGGAACCACCUAUGAUCGAUAAUCCUGACUUCCAAGGAGAAUGGAAGCCCAAGAUGAUCGAUAAUCCCGACUACAAAGGGAAAUGGGAACACCCUAUGAUCGAUAAUCCUGACUACAAGUACAACGACGACAUGUAUAAGGUUUGCAGAGACGGAUGCACGCACGUUGGUUUCGAAAUCUGGCAAGUGAAGACCGGAACUCUAUUCGACGAUAUCAUUGUCACAGAUAGCAUCGAAGAGGCCAAGGAAUACGCUGAAAAAACGUUCUUCAAGAAGAAGGAGGGAGAGAAGAAGAUGUACGACGAACAAUUGGAGGCGAAGCGGGCAGCAGCAGCAAGCGAAAUGCCUGAGGACGACGACUACAUGGGUGACAUGGGCAUGGGUGACCUAAUGGGAGAUGAAUUCUAAAUAUAAAUUCCUGAAAGUAUGAAAUGUUUUUUUUGGUCGUGAAAAGGGAUGAGGAUGUGACGAAAAUGAAAGAAACCAACGAUAUAACAAGUCGAUUUCUCACGCUUACGUUCAGAAUAAAAUUUAGUUCAAGCU